AUGGAGAGCAAAGGCAUUCCUCCCACCCCAUCAACUGACAUGACCGAAGCCGAACGAGUACGCGCCGACUGUCGCGAGCUUUACCGCCGUGAACGGUUGUCCUCCACCCAACUCCUCGAACUAGAAACAUCGCUCACUUCCUCCUCUUCCUCUCCCGACGCCAUCCGCAAACGCGUCUCAUCGCUCCUUUUGCACGACUUCGACUUGACCAUUGAACGCAUGCGACUAGAGCGCAACGAGCACGAACAAAAGUCGAUCGGCGUCUCCGAGCUCGCAGCUGUCGCUGCAGGCGGCGCUCUGGGUGCAAUUUCCGCCUGGAUGCGGCCAACAGCUAACCUGACACAACCGACGCUCUGGACCAGUGCGGUGGACAAUGCCGUCGCCACUUUGAACGUGGCCAAGCACAAGCGGAGCGUGCAGCAGCUCCGGCUGCAGUUAAUGAGCGGCGACGUGGCCACCUGCCGCCACGUCGUGCUCUGCAUCAACGGCUUCAUGACCCAGAGUGACGACCCGGGUCGCAACUGGCGCUCUUGGACACCCGACGACCAACCGGACGUCGCGGUGUUUGCCGUGCACUGGGAAGCCGGCGAUGCCGGUGCCUGGAAUGACUUUUGCGCCCACGUGAACGCGAACUUUGCCACCUCGUCGGCCUUGGGUAUGCUCACCCACUUUACAGGCAACCCGUGGCACAGUGCCCAGGGAAAAGCCGAGCAGGUAGGCGUGCUGCUCGCGCACGUCCUGGCUGAAAGUCCGGCGCUAUUGCGCGACCGGAAGCUCUCCCUCUUUGGCCACUCGCUCGGAGGUGCCGUCAUUUACAGCACGUUCCAGGAGAUGGCUUUGUUGAAAGCUCAGCAGACCGAAGACGAGUUGAACUAUCUGCCGGCGGUAACCAACGCCGUAAGUUUCGCUGGGGCGUUUGUCGUUCCGGACGCACCGGAACCCCUUGCUAACAUCGCCAAGGGGCUCGACCCAGAAGGAGGAGCGUUCAUCAACGUCUUUUCGUCGCGCGACAACGUCCUGUCGAAACUCUUUUGGAUGCUGCAACUACCAGGUCCAGCUACAGCUUCAGCUUCAGCUGCUGGUUGCCAAGCCAUUGCGUUUACUGCGCCAAACUGCGUGAACGUCGACGUAUCGGACCUCGUUGUCCCGUCCGCAACCAACCACUUUGGCCACAGCUACACGCACGUUAUGGACGUUAUCAAGGCACGUCUCCAGCCGCAUCUCUUCCGACUCUAG
Peronospora matthiolae is the source of this 1236-nucleotide messenger RNA. The record is from the annotation of a GenBank genome assembly. Lineage: Eukaryota; Oomycota; Peronosporomycetes; Peronosporales; Peronosporaceae.